Molecule: messenger RNA, 7437 nt
Organism: Labrus mixtus (cuckoo wrasse)
Lineage: Eukaryota; Metazoa; Chordata; Actinopteri; Labriformes; Labridae
Product: leucine-rich repeat and fibronectin type-III domain-containing protein 2
Exons: 6
Coding region: 1136-3496 (786 amino acids)
Cellular component (GO): postsynaptic density membrane; cell surface
Molecular function (GO): protein binding
Source: RefSeq, a predicted model, not a curated record
GUAAUUAUCGCUACAAUCUCGCUACCGGCGUGUGUUUGCGUAAAAAUGCUGUAGUUGUAGGCUGUCCUGCCUUCCUCUCUGGCCCCUCUGCCUCUCUCCCCCCCCCCCCCCCCCCCCCCAGUGGGCUCCCUGAGACUUCAUGGUGUUUGUGCCAUCUAGGCUUAUCUGCCGCUUCAUUGCAGUCUUUUCUAGCGCAGAGAUUCACACCUCAUGGUCGCUCCUCACCAUCCUCUCUCGCUCUCGGACAAACAAAUAAGUCUUCACUAUUUGAAAACAAGCAGACAACUUUCUUUUGGAUCUACCGUGUCACCGAUUUUUACUAAUUUUCUGCGAUUACAAGGACAUAUUGUGCAAGAAACUCUCCAGCACCACGGGGAGAGAACAGAGAAACGCCUGUGUGCCGUGUAGGAACACUCUCUCUAAAAAAAACCCGCCUGGUCUGAAAUCCAGAGACGAGCCCACACAGCAGCGAGCUGGUUAUUUUUCUACUUGAAAGGGAAACUACAAGUAUGCUGUGAAGCUUUUUGUCGCAGCUUGGCUCCCGGCAGAAGCACAGGUUUCCCACAGAACCAGCUGGUGGAGAGAACAAAAAAAAUCGCGAAGGAGAGAAGUGCGAAAGUAAGAAGCGAUGUGCGGCUGCUGCUUGUGCAGUUUGUCUCUCGGAAUUAGUGGAUGAAUGGGAAGGGAGCGGCUGUAGCCUCGAACCAGGGAAACAGAACAUACUGUAGAGCCUGCGGAGGCACACAAUGGAUACUUGUCCGUCUCUAAAGGUUAAAGAGUGAACUCAUGAGCUGGAGGACUUCUUCCUCUGCACACACAGAGACGACACCUCGCUACGCUCAUCCGAGGGAGGAGGGGGAAGACUUGGGAUUGUUUGUUGCCCGCAGGAGGAAUUCAAGGUGACCUGAGAGACCCAGACACAAAUGUGACAGCUAUUCAGAGUGUACGGUUUGGACUCCUUCUUCCUGACAUGGCUCAACAUGGGUUUGGAUACCUGACCUGACCAAACAACUGCAUCCUGUAGGAGCUGCAUUUCCAUCGUGCUCUUUGAGAGUGAAUGUGUGGCCUUGAGGUGUUUCCGAGGGACCAUAUGGCACAAUACCACAUGAUAUAGGUCCCCAUUGUAUGAACUAACAUGGACAAAGUGGUCAUCAGUCUCCUGCUUCUGGGAACCACAGUUACAAUGGUCCAUGCAUGUCCCAAAUACUGUGUCUGCCAGAACCUCUCAGAAUCUCUGGGGACUUUGUGCCCUUCCAAAGGCCUGCUCUUUGUCCCACCGGACAUCGACCGGCGAACUGUGGAGCUGCGCCUUGGAGGCAACUUUAUCCUCAAGAUCUCCACUCAGGACUUCGCCAACAUGACGGGCCUCGUAGAUCUCACCCUGUCCCGAAACACCAUCGGCACCAUCCAGCCUUUUUCUUUCAUUGACCUGGAGACCCUGAGAUCGCUGCACCUCGACAGUAACCGGUUGACUGAGCUCGGACCUGAUGACCUUCGAGGGCUGAUCAAUCUGCAACACCUCAUCCUCAACAACAAUCAACUGAAUCAAAUCAACAAUGCAGCCUUUGACGACUUGUUACUGACGUUAGAGGACCUGGAUUUGUCAUAUAACAACUUACGCAGUGUGCCUUGGGAAGCCGUCCGUAAGAUGGUCAACCUCCAUCAGAUGAGUUUGGAUCAUAACCUCAUCGCCUUCAUUUCAGAGGGGACUUUUACAGAUUUGGAGAAACUUGCCCGAUUGGACCUCACCUCUAACCGUCUGCAGAAGCUCCCUCCAGAUCCCAUCUUUGGGCGCUCCCAGAGUAAUGUAGUUUUGAGCACUCCUUAUCUUCCUCCGCUGUCUCUUAGCUUUGGUGGCAACCCUUUGCACUGCAACUGUGAAGUGCUUUGGCUCCGAAGGCUGGAGCGUGAGGAUGAUAUGGAAACCUGUGCUUCUCCUGCCAGUCUAAAAGGCCGCUACUUUUGGUCUGUUCGGGAGGAAGAGUUUGUUUGUGAGCCCCCUUUAAUCACUCAACAUACACACAAGUUACUUGUACUGGAAGGCCAAACAGCAAGCUUGCGUUGCAAAGCAGUUGGUGAUCCAAUGCCAAUGGUGCAUUGGGUUGCUCCUGAUGACCGUUUGAUCAGCAACUCCUCCCGAGCGACAGUAUAUGAGAAUGGAACCCUGGACAUUACAAUAACCACAUCUAAGGAUUAUGGUACCUUUACUUGCAUAGCUGCUAAUGCCGCUGGGGAAUCUACAGCCUCCAUAGAGCUGUCAAUCAUUCAACUUCCACAUCUGGGUAAUGGUACAAACCGUACCACACAGUCCAAAUCAGGGCUUUCGGACAUAACUAGCUCUACCAAGAUCAGCAAAGGGGAGCCUAAACCUCUGCCGGAGAAGGUGGUGUCUGUAUCAGAAGUGACUGCUGUCUCUGCGAUGGUUAAGUGGACCGUUAGCAAAGCAACUCCAAAGGUCAAAAUGUAUCAGCUUCAGUACAAUUGUUCUGAGGAUGAGGUCCUCAUUUACAGGAUGAUAUCAAUGACUAACAGAGCUUUUGUAGUCACAAAUCUUGUCCCAGGAAUGCAGUAUGACCUGUGUGUGUUGGCCAUCUGGGAUGACACAGCCACCACCCUCACUGCCACCAAUAUAGUUGGCUGUGUCCAGUUCAUCACCACGGAGGACUACCCACAGUGCCAGUCUCUCCACAGUGGCUUCCUGGGUGGCACCAUGAUCCUGGUCAUUGGCGGCAUUAUUGUUGCCACACUGCUGGUGUUCAUCAUUAUACUAAUGGUGCGGUACAAGGUGACCAGUGGCAUCCAGACUAAUAAAUUACCCUCUGUGAGCAACACCUACUCGCAGACCAAUGGGGGAUUGAACAGGUUCAAUGGUGCCCCACCACAGGUCAAGUCCACUGUGGUGGUCAUGCGUGAGGAAAUGGUAGAGUUUAAGUGUGGAUCCCUCCAGAGUAGUCUCUCUUCAUCCUCUUCCUCUUCUAACUCAUUAGACAGCCACACAGGCAGGAAGGCUAAUGACCGCUACAACAUGCAGGGCAGUGAAUGCAGCACGUUGCCCAGCAGCAAGUUCAGGAGGCACGGCGCAAAAGCACGACCAAACCUGGACAACCUAUUAGGGGCCUUCACCUCACUGGAGCUGCGAGGGGUAGUGAGGGAACACCAAGGGGCCUCUGGACCUUCCUCCACUUCUACUGCUAUGACGACAGUGGCUGUGGCGCCCCCGUCUGAUAAAGAACCCCUACUUGGGAGGGCUGAGUCCACCACCAUGCUUGGACGUUUACUUGGGCUGCCCCAGGAGGGUAAGCCCAAGAGGAGCCACUCGUUUGACAUGGGUCAUGUCGGGGCUGCACAGUGUCGCAGCAGCCACCCUCGCAGGAUAAGCAACAUCUGGACUAAGCGCAGUCUAUCUGUGAAUGGCAUGCUACUGCAGUAUGAUGACAGUGAGGACGAGAAGCCCCCAUUCGAGAGCUCUGAGUGGGUUAUGGAAAGCACAGUUUGAGUCCAACUGUGAGAUCAAUGGACAUAUGAUUAAUCUAUGUCAAGAACUUGAGUAUAGAUGAGAUAUCCCUGAGGGAAUCUGCCUUUGGGUACGGCAUGAAUGUACUCCAUGUGAAAACUGUGUAAGCAACUAUGUAAGAAAAGACACCCAUCUCUAAAGAUUCCUGGCAAUGAUCUCAAGUAUUCGAAAGUCUCUUGAAGUAUUUAAAAUACUGUCUGGAUUCAAAAGAACAUAGAAUCUUGAAUUAUGCUGAUGGGAAUCAUUCCUUAUCCACAGGGCACAUGUGAGUAUCUCUGAAAAGGGAAAAAUAAAGAAAGAAGUGGAUUUAAUAUGUCUAUAUCGAGAGAACUGAAUGCCAAGAGGAUUAACUGCAGCUGUCGUGAAGUAUAUGUGCAUCACAAUGUCUUGGACCCUCAGCGUGACAUGGGACUACUGCAACAGUAGAGAGAAGGACUGGAGGGGCCAAUAGAAACAAAAGUCAUUUUUAUUUUUCACAAGUUUUUCUAUCAUUUUUACUAUUUAUUAUUUGAGGUGAUUCAUCAGCAGGCAGAGGCACAGCUCUUCAGAGGUUUUAAUUGUUCACACAGAGAUGCCAUUCUUUCAUGUGCAGCCAUUUCACAUUAUACAACAGUGGGAUUUCAAUUAAUCACAAAUCAAACCUUUUUUUUUUUGGUAAUGCCCUAUGCUCUAGUUAUCAGCAACAUAGAACCACAGCAAGCCAGUCUUGUAUUUCUACCUCAGGUUAUGUAUCCUAUGAGGUCAUGUAUAAAAGAAUGCAGAUUAACCCAAAUGCAAAGUAUGGACCACAAACAGCCCGAGACACAAAGUUAUGUGCCCAUUUGCAAAUGCUUCAAAUAAUUAUUUAGUCUACAACCAAUUCAACCCAACAUUCCCCUGCUCAGGUUGAUGUUCUGCUUUGACUCAAUGUCUUCAUGAAUGCUUUCAUACUCUCCCCAUUGGUUAACGCUGUUGACAAUGGUCCCUGUUGGCGAAUAGGCCGUUAAUGUAAACACAGUGUUUGCCGCAGGGUAUGGUUUCAGAUGCAAUCAACACAUAUUACAGUCUCCUGAUUGGAAUAGGCUUUGAAAUCCAACAAGCCCACAUACUCAGUUUGCUUCAACUCAUAGAAUAUUGGAUUAUUCGGCUGUAAUUCUCAUGAGGUAACACAAACAAGAGAGUAUUAGAAUUACUCACUUAGCCUGGUUAUGUAAUAAGUCCAAAUUGAAGUCUAUGAGCAUGAUAAAGGUCAUUGAGCUGUUUAGCAGAGAACAUUAGUGGGAGAGGGCCGAGAAUUACAGAAGGAGAACUUUUUAAGGCCCAAACCAUCACUAAUUGGCAAAAUCUUUGGCAAUGUAUUUCAUCCAAUUGCACAAAAAAAAUGUUGGUUUAUGUCUUAUUCUAACUGAUUCAUCAAGGGAACCAUUUAUUGUUUCAUUUACUUUUAUUCAGAGCUGUACAUUGCAAGAUGAUACUUUAAAAUAGUGGCUAUUCAAAUAACUGCCCACAAGUAACAGAUACAUCCAUACCCAUUUUGAUGCCUUUCUCAAUAUCUUAUGGGCCUCUGCUGCAUUUCAAAAUGUGAGCUGGUCAUCAUUUUUUAUUAUGUUUUUCUUCCCUAGGUGUAAUGUUCUGUAUAUUGGCAUUUCUUUUUGUAAAAUUUCUGGGUGAGAAUGUAAAGGGCAGAAAAUUGUGCAGUAGUACUUUUAUGUUCAUGUGAAGCAAACAGUGGGAAGGUGCUUUACUGUGGUGUACCAACUUGGUCAUUGUAAGUUGGCUCACUGGAAUGGGAUUCAAUAUUAUACAAGUGGAGGAAUGGCAGUUUGAAAGGGUCAGUUCACAAACACUAGAAAACACAUCUUUUCUGACUUACCUUUGGUGUUUCUGGCCAUCUAGAUACUCUUGAUGUCUUUUUCCCCAGGUUUGUAGAAACCCUGCCAUGAGUUUUCUACCUUUACCAUAUUUGGUGGAUUUGCUUUCUAAAUAUUAUCUUUUACUGUAUUAUUUUUUUAAGAAAUUAAAGUGAUAUUGGAUGUACAUGAUUUUUGUGUCAAUGUGUGCCUUAAACCAUAAGUCCAGUGACAUUUUCUGUUAUUCUCAUUGUUGACAAAUUCCAUGAAUCGUCCAAAUCAAACAACAAAUUGAGUCAACACCAAGGGUCAUGUGUAUCCAAAGCAGAUAAAUAUCUUAAUCCUAGAUUGUCCUGACUCACAACUUGGUGGGCUGGUGAUGUUCCCUCAUUACCAACUAAAUGGAAGCUGUAGUGGUUUAUGAUUACAUGAUUGCUGCAAAAUGUAUAAUUAUCCACAACUGAAAAUAGUCACUAAUAAGCCCUUGAGUAAUGUUUGGUUAAAGUACCAAGCUGUUAUGGGACAUUAGUUUAUAAUGGUUCAGGUGGUCAUUUGCAGACUGGGAAAGACAAGUCAAAAAUAAUGGAGACAUACGAUCUCAUAAUUGGUUUCAAUAUUCAAGGGAUUUGUGAAAUUAAUAUAGAAUAUCAUCAACAUUACAGUAUGCUGGACUUUAUGUUUCCCUCAAUGGAUUUCCAGAAAUCACAUUAACAAUAAUAACUGAAAUUACGAUCACUAUCAAUGUCAUAUAAUGGGUGAUUUCACACAUAAAACCCAAUCUUUGAAUGGUGGUCAAUGCUUCCACAGAAUCCCCAAAACAUGCACAGUUUUUUUUAUUAUUUUUAUCAGAAUUAUUCACUGAAUAGUAUCCAACUGUAAAUUCAUAUGAAGUUCAUUAAAGGACCUCUCAGAAGACUAUAAGCAGGAGACAGUAUUAAACUGGUAAUAGAGUAUUUUAGACAGUGUUUAAUUCAACAUCUUUUCUAAAGGUGCACUUGUGAUAAUUUAAUAUUUACUAAAGUCAAAUUGAAGCUGGUCUUUCAAGGAAAUUUCAGAAAUGUGUCCAGAAACCUGGAGAUUAUUAGGAUAAUAAAGUCUGUGAAAAGCAUAAGAACAUUGUCAUCACUUAUAGGUUCAGUUUUUUAGGGGUGGAGAUAAAGGGGGGCUUCAUGGUGCCCUAGAGCUCGUUUGCAUAAUCCAACCCUGUUAGUGCUGCAACGAUAUUAAAGCAGUGAGCGCUCUAUCAUCUUCUGUUCUGCCGCUCGAUCACAAGUUACUACAAGUUUUAACAUUACAGUCUUGCAGUUUUUCUAGCUAGCAAUGCCUUCAUACUUCUGAGUAACAGGCUUAUGUUAUACACUGAUAAGCUUACUCUCUUACAUGGGGAACAGGUUUUGUUGCAGACUGAGACAAAAUAGGUAGACUCUCAGGAACGUCAGUGUCCUCAGGUUUGGAAUCUGAUUCUGGCUCUGGUGGCUUAAAGAUGUAUCGUUUAACAGAUCCAAUAGAGCAGUCAGAUGAACCCUCAAUUGUCAGGUUGUAGCAGUUAUUGACAAUUGAGAGUGAGUGGGCGUGGUUCGGCCUAUAGACAUGCGCACAGCAUCCCAGCGCAUAGGUAACUGCUACAUUUUCAUGGUAUUAAAAUUGUUUUUUACAUUUUUAGCAAUCUCUUUUUAGUAUCAGAAUUUGGUCAGCUGGUAAAUAACUUUUUUGUGUUUUUGAUGUAUAUCAAAUUUUAAUCUACAAUAUCUGCUCCAUUGUACCAACAUGUUGAAGAGGGAUGUCUCAUCUCCUGGGUAAAUAGAGCCAAAUAUCUGCAUCUAUAGACAACACUGGUUAUAAAUGAGAAAACCUUUCUUUUUUUGUCUUUUGGGUGAACUGACCCUUUAACCUGCUUCCUCUCCUUUGGACAUAAUGUUACAUCCUCUUGCAGUCUGCUAACUGAGAAUACAUUUUAAGUGUGUACUCGACAUAGUCAUGAUUCUCACCAGAGGUUCUAGGAAAAAAAAAAAAGACGGAAAAAAAACCUGUUUCUGUGUGAAAUCAUUUUGCUACAAAAGAUUAUAAAAUACUGAUUAAUUCCUAUGAACCAAA